Cephus cinctus (wheat stem sawfly) is the source of this 3488-nucleotide messenger RNA. Its product is annotated as zinc finger protein OZF. The record is from RefSeq and is a predicted model, not a curated record. NCBI's taxonomy places the organism in Eukaryota, Metazoa, Arthropoda, Insecta, Hymenoptera, Cephidae. Bases 198 to 1991 code for a protein of 597 amino acids. Gene Ontology annotation, molecular function: DNA-binding transcription factor activity, RNA polymerase II-specific; RNA polymerase II cis-regulatory region sequence-specific DNA binding. The transcript is spliced from 4 exons. Gene Ontology annotation, biological process: regulation of transcription by RNA polymerase II.
UGAAUUUUCUUUAUCCCCUAUUUCAACUAGUUUUAAUGGGCUAAACUUAAAUCUCCGAAAAUUCGUAGAGAUGUAAUCAUGAAUAAUUUACAUGGCAGUACUCAAACACUUGAGGUUACGUUACUUAGAUCAGUUCGUUUUGUUGUAAUAACAAACAUCAAACGUCAUAGUAUAUUUAAAACGUAGGUGCAUAGCAAAUGGAAGAUUUUUCAGUGAAAGACGAACCAAUGGAUGCUUUAAGUUUAGAGGCACAGGUGAUGGCUGAGAACAUUGUAAGCGUUGUACUUAAAGAAGAACCUGGAGCUAGAUUCGAUCCAAAUUAUAUGGAUGAUAUCUGUUCAGGGAACUUUGAAAAGGUAUUUCUACCUAUCGAGAAUCAGGAAGUUGAUUUAUCUGAAGAAAUGAAUUUAUGUCAGCAGGUUCAACUAGGAAUUAAGAAUGAGGACAAUGUUCAGCACAAUUGGCCAGAGCAGGUCAUUGACAACAGUUUAUGUGAGAAGGAAGAUAACUCACUGCAUCGAUACCUGGUCGAUUCCGAACUCCAGCAAACCUAUCUUGAUUCAACUACCUCAAGAGAUACAGUGAAUUCAAUGAACGAAGAUGAUUCUGGACGAUAUAACUUAUUUGGCAUAAACCCUCAGCAAUCUAAAUUCUGCAAAAUACAAUGCAUCGUAUGUAAAAAAUGGUUUUUAAACAAUGAAUCUCUGGUCACUCAUUUAGGUACACACUGUGAAGGAACUCAAUGUGAAGUGUGUAAUGAAAACUUUGAACACAAAUCUAGUUUGCAUGCUCAUAUGCUACUUCACAUGGGCAUGAAUCCAUUAGAAUGUAACAUAUGUCAGAAAAGAUUCACCAACAAAUUACGCUUACGUGGUCACAUGCAAUCCCAUACAACAAAUAAUCCAUAUGAGUGUGAUACCUGUCAAAAAACAUUCAUAAAACGAUCAGGUUUAAGCAAUCACCUGUUGAUUCAUGCUGGCGAAAGAUUAUUCAAGUGCGAAAUUUGUCAAACAACUUUUAAAGAAAAAGGAAAUUUGAAUCGACAUAUGCUAAUUCAUACAGGAGAACGUUCAUACAAAUGCGAUGUGUGCUGUGCAGUUUUUCGCGAGAAAGCUAAACUAAACAUUCACAUACCAGUUCACAGUGGUAUAAAGCAACAUCAGUGUACCGUAUGUCACAGAUCAUUUGCACAAAAAACAGCGCUAAAUAAUCACAUGCCGGCACAUAGUGGUCAAAAACCGCACGAGUGCAAUAUUUGCCAAAAAACAUACAAACGAAAAUCUGAAUUAGUAAGGCAUACCCUGGUGCAUACUGGCGAGAGGCCAUACGAGUGUAAAGAAUGCCUAAUGACAUUCAGGGAAAAGGCAAAGUUGAACUCCCAUAUGUUGGUUCACACGGGCGAGAAACCACACGAGUGUCACAUAUGUCAAAAAGCUUGCGCACGUAAAUCGGAUCUCAACAGUCAUAUGCUCUCCCACACUGGUGGCCAGUAUGAUUGCAAUAUAUGUGAGAAAAUCUUCACAAGAAAAUCUGAUUUAAAUAGACACAUCUUAAUACAUACUGGUGAGAAACCAUUUGCAUGUCAUUUAUGCGAAAUGGCAUUCAGAGAAAAGGCUAGACUAAAUGCUCACAUGCUUAUUCACACUGGUGAUAAAAGACAUACCUGUCAUAUCUGUCAAAAAACAUUCAGGGAAAAAUCUACCCUGAAAAAACACAUGCUCAUCCAUACUGGAGAUAGACCGUACAAGUGUUUUGUUUGUCGUAAGGCCUUUACUCAAAAAACGACACUUAAUAGCCACAUAUUGAUUCAUACCGGCGAGAGACCUUAUGAAUGUAAUGUCUGUCAAAAAAUGUUUAGAGAACGAUCUGCAUUGAGAAAACAUGAACUAAUUCACACAGGUGAAAAACCAUAUGAAUGCAUCGUUUGUCUAAAGAAAUUCACCUACAAAUCAGCACUAAAAAGUCAUAUGACAAGCAAUCAUUCAUCGUAGAAAGAUCUAGUCCCCUACUGUGCAGCAAGAAAAUCUUCGUUUAUUUAGAUUUAUAUUCCCUUCCAAGAUCAAGUAACAGUUAACAAACAUUCAAAUAAUGUCCGUAGAAUGUUUGAAUAAUCAAAUGCUGUUCGCCCCGUGUCUUUUACUUCGUUCUUAUGUGGUUAUGGCGUAACAAUUACAGAGUUAUGUGAAAUCUUUUUCUGUCUUUGGCAUUAUGGAUCUCUUUAAAGUAUCAUGACUCAUCGGAACAAAGUUGCAUAUCUUUUUAAACCGUUCAAAAAUAUAAAAGAAAAUACGAUAUAAGUUGUUGGCAUAUUUUCCGAGCAAAAUAAGAUCGAUGCUCGUAUAAUUAUGCCUACAUUUUCAGUUAGGCAAUUGUUAUUAUUUUUAGCAGAUCAUUUUAUUUUACGUGUUAAGAAAUCGUUGGUUACGCUCCCGUAUAAAGAUGUAAAACAUCAGGUUCUCUGAUUGACUAACAAAAUUAGCCUUCUUGAUGGCAGGCACACAGACGGAAUUAUGUUUCAUUCUGUAAUCCGGAAAAAAUUAUGAUAUACUCUGUGUUCUAAUAUAAGCUUUCAGUACUGUGAAAAUGACGUCAUUAUGGUAUACUGUGACGUGACGUCAUUUUCAUACUACGGAAAGCUUAUUUCAGAACAUAUCAUAUAAAAUUGUAUAUCAUCAAAUAAAAAAUUGGACUCUAUCUGAUCGGAUUAAAAGUUUUUCAAAAAUACACGAGGAAAAUAUAAAUUCUAUACAAAUAAUAUUGCCUAAAAUAAUUUUAAAGAACCCAUUUAUGGAUAAAACUACCUUUUGAAAAUAUGAUUUAUAUAGAAUUCACAUUUUUAUAGUGAAUUUUCGUAAAAUUGUAUAUCUGAUCAUAUGUAUAUAAUUAUAUAUCAUACGUGCUCAGAUAGAGACCAAUUUUUUAUCUGAUUAUAUAUAAUCACUUUUUUCCGGGAACCCUCCGGGUGUUGCUGCACAAAACUGUAAAAUUAUAUUAAAUGAUACACUUUUACUUGUACAGUAGUGAUUAUUGAUUAUUGUAGUAACACUAGGUUAUAUUUAUGUGCAUUUAAAUGUUACUGUAUAAUUCAGGGUCUUGAAACGAAACCUUUAUCUUUUUAUACACAUAUAUAUUUUUUAUCUUUGCUCAUUACACUUACCCGGUGACAUUAUAUUCUUUAUAAAUAAAUUGUAAACUUUUCGGUUUUGUGGUCCGACAAUGAAUUAACUAAUCUGAUGUGAAAAAUUAUAAAUAAUGGAAAACACAAUUGCGGUUCUGUGUAACAUAGAGCAAUGAAAGCUAUUUCCUAUAGAUCUAUAUAAGGAGAAGUAAAAUAGCUUGGUGCAAGCUACAAUAAUUAUAAAUUGGAUGUAAUGUAUCAACGAGUAGUGUGCAAAUUACAUUAAAGAUCAAGAAAUUACCACUAAUCCUCGUAAGCAGUCGUAAAUCUGAUGUAAAUACAAACGUAGCAAUAAAUGGGUUUGUUAAUA